Molecule: messenger RNA, 2033 nt
Organism: Chondrus crispus (carragheen)
Lineage: Eukaryota; Rhodophyta; Florideophyceae; Gigartinales; Gigartinaceae
Exons: 2
Coding region: 1-1731 (576 amino acids)
Biological process (GO): proteolysis
Molecular function (GO): aspartic-type endopeptidase activity
Source: RefSeq, a predicted model, not a curated record
AUGCUUCGAAUACCCUCCUUCCUCCCCACCGCCCUCCUGCUCCUCCUCUUCCCGUGCGCGCAUGCCGAUCUCCCCUCCGCCCUCCUUUUCCCCCGCCCCGCCGCGCGCCACCACGUGUACACCAAAGGGCAGCGCAAGUCCAUCGCUCUUUCGGGCGGCCUCUUCCACACCUCGGGCUUCUUCUUCAACGCCUCCGUGGGCGGCCAGCCCCUGCGCCUCAACCUAGAUCUCUCCUACUCCUCGCUCAUCAUCCCGCGCAAGGGCUGCGUCGGCUGCCGCGUCGGCGACAACCUCUACGACCCAGCCCUCUCCCCUUCCGCCACCCGAGUCGCCUGCGACGACGCCCGCUGCGCCGCCCACACGGAUGUGUGCCACAACAACAUGUGCUUCGCCUGCUCGCGGAGCGGCAGCUGCUGCGUCGAGGGCGCCCCCGACUGCGCUUUCAACAUGCUCUACGGCGAUGGAUCCAGCGGGAACGGCACCAUGUACCAGGAUUCGCUGCACGUCGCCGGCCUCGAUGCCACCAUCUCGUUCGGCGCCAUGCAUCAAGAGUCGCACAACUUUGAACUCCCGUACGCCGACGGCGUGCUGGGCCUCGCGUUUCAGAAGGCCGCGUGCCACCCCACGUGCAUCCCGCCAGUCAUGGACGCGCUGGUCAACCAGACCGGCAUCGACAAUGUCUUCACACUGUGCGUGUCGCGCUUCGGCGGCACGCUCGUGCUCGGCGCUGCGGACGAGGGGCUGGCGCGCGCCGCCUACCACUACCUAGACCUAAGCCCUGACGCGGAUGACACGCGCUUCAUCGUGCCCGCGCAGUCCGAGUGGAAGGUCAACGACCGCAGCUUGUCGGUCCCGAGCAUCACGGCCGCCAUGCUGUCGACCGGCUCAGCCAGUAUUGGCGUGUCGAAGGAGACCUUGAUAGCCUUGAUCUCGCACGUCAGGGAGCACUUCUGCCACAUCGAUGGCAUUUGCUCCAUGACUAGCUGGUUCCGCCCGCAGAGUUGCUCAUACAUCCCGGACGAGUCGCUGCGCCAAAUGCCGAAUAUCACCAUGGGCUUGUCGCGCGAAGUAUCUAUAACGCUUCAGCCGGAGGACUACCUCAUUCAGUACCGCGUCAUCAAGGGCAAGAUGCACCGCUGCGUUGCCUUCAUUGCCACGGAGGGGCUCGCGCAGAAGGGCGUGGGGCUGCUACUAGGCGCGACCGUCAUGCGCCGCUAUGCUGUCGUGUUCGAUCGCGGGCAAAAGCGUGUAGGGUUUGCGCCGGCCAACGACGAAGUGUGCGGCCCGAAGACUGGUUCGGAUAGCGGCUUGCCCGCGUACAAAACAGGUGGAAACGAGUCCAUUCUCACCGCGGAUUCGCCGGGCGUGCAGGGGGCGGUCCCCGUGAGGAAUGACACGGAGGUGGGGAAGCAUCUGUUGCAGGCGGAGAGAUGUCGCGCGGAGGAGACGUGCUCUGGAUGCGCGUCGCAAUCAGAUUGCAGUUUUGGGUACCAAACUGGGCUUUGCGUACCACUUGAUGAGGCGGGGAGCAUUCCGUAUCCCUAUUGUAAGGGGUCCUUUUGUGCGUGUAUUGCAGUCGGACCCUCGGGAUGGUAUGUGGGCGUCGCAAUUGGGACUUUGCUUGCGACCGCAAUUGUGAGUGCGAUUGUAUUUGUGUUUCGGAAGCGGCAGCAAAACAAUCGAUACCAGAUGGUACAGUCGUAUGAGGAACAAGACCUUGAGACCUUUUGAACCGUUUCACGACGAGCCUGGUAGCUUGCUAUAUACUGUAUAUGGCCCUUCCUUUCAUGUCGAUCUGAUGUUUGUGCAGUCCCCCGGAGGGCUCUAGUCUCGACGUGAGAAUCAUACAUAUACGGGGGGUCCAAAUGACAGCACAGUCGUACAAGCUAUCGGUUGCAAGGAACAAAACUUUUUUGAUGUGACUGCUAAGACAGACUCUGGUGGUCACAAACAUAACUCAUCAUCUCAAAGUGGACAUAAUACAUUUUAUUUCGCCUGUUCGGCAAAAUGCUCGGCAAAAUGCGAACUCGGAA